Messenger RNA from Vitis riparia (riverbank grape), 1239 nucleotides. RefSeq names its product ankyrin-2-like. The record is from RefSeq and is a predicted model, not a curated record. The transcript has 4 exons. Bases 119 to 919 code for a protein of 266 amino acids. Gene Ontology annotation, molecular function: protein binding. Lineage: Eukaryota; Viridiplantae; Streptophyta; Magnoliopsida; Vitales; Vitaceae.
CACCAAUUCUUUCUACUGUAUAUUUUGUCCACUGUGGUGAAGUAACUUGAGGAAUUCAGGAAAUUAGGAGUUCGUUGUUCUCGGUUCUUCCUUAAGGAGGGAGUUCACUUCACCUCCAAUGGCAAAUCUGACGGAAGAAGAAGAAGAAGAGGCAAGAAUAGAUGUUGAUUCUAUCCGCAGCUCACAAGCACAAGAUGGACCUGAAACUGAGGUUGUGACUUCACCUCAACCGAUGUCACCUCUAGUUCUACUUUCCGGAGAAAGAUACCUCUACCUCACUGUGUGCAUACCUCUUUAUGGAGCGGCCAUGAAAGGUGACUGGAAAACUGCUGAAGGUAUUUUUAAAAUGUUUCCACCAGCAGUGCGCAUGACCAUCACACAAGGAAGGGAUACAACCCUACACAUAGCUGCUGCGGCAAAGCAUGUCCAAUUUGUUGAGGAGAUGGUGAAAAUGAUGGAACCAAAAGACUUAGAACUUCAGAACAAAUAUUCAAAUACUGCUCUUUGCUUUGCUGCUGCAUCAGGAAUAGUGAGAAUUGCAGAGGUUAUGGUGAAAAAGAAUGAAAACCUUCCAAUGAUCCAAGGUGGUGGUGGAAUGAUACCACUCCAUAUGGCUGCUCUAUUAGGACAUAGUGAGAUGGUGCGGUAUCUCUACAACAAGACUGUUCAUGAACAUUUAGCUCCGGGUGAUUGGGUUGGUCUACUUAAUACAUGCAUCAGUACUGAUCUGUAUGAUGUAGCCUUGGACAUAUUGCACCACCACCCAGCAUUGGCUGUAGAAAGAGACGAGCAUGAUGAGACUGCAUUGCAUCUCCUGGCUCGGAAGCCUUCUGCAUUCUCUGGAGGAGAUCAGCUUCAUAUGUGGAACACUUUCAUCAAUUCAAGCAAGUUAUUUUCUCUUUCUUUUGUUGAGGUUUGAAGUAAAUGGCAGCUAAACCUAACAGUAAAAUCAACUACCAACCACUAUAAAAUUAAGUCUACUUUGGUGGAUGGUACUGCAUGGAUAUUAACCCAAAUUUAAUUAGCUUUUAAUAGCACAUCCCAACAGGUAACAUUAUAGUUGUUCAGUUUCUCUCUCAAGCCCGAAUUCAUGAGCUUAUCCUAUGUUGUCAUACCAUAUUUGAUGUCAAGCCAAAUCAUAAACACAAGCUCGUUUCUAAUGUUGCUAUUGUUUUUGUUGCCACUAUUUGAUUUUGGAAUCAAAAUUAAUUUGCUUUACACUGGCAGUAUCAUGUAACA